Messenger RNA from Coffea eugenioides, 1922 nucleotides. Its product is annotated as DNA-directed RNA polymerase III subunit rpc3. The record is from RefSeq and is a predicted model, not a curated record. Lineage: Eukaryota; Viridiplantae; Streptophyta; Magnoliopsida; Gentianales; Rubiaceae. The transcript has 14 exons. Gene Ontology annotation, molecular function: single-stranded DNA binding. Gene Ontology annotation, biological process: DNA-templated transcription. Bases 106 to 1701 code for a protein of 531 amino acids. Gene Ontology annotation, cellular component: RNA polymerase III complex.
UUGCGCAAUUCAUUCUUCGGCUGCUCCGCCAAUCCCACCGCUGCCUCUUUCACUUACCCUGCGGCAAACAAAGAGGAGUAGGUAGUAGGCCGAAGAGCCGCCGAGAUGGUGUCGCAGCACGGCAUCAAACUUGCCGUUUAUCUUGUAUCCUCUUUCUACGGAGAUCAUAAUUCUAAAGUUUGUGAAUGUCUUCUCCGGAGGGGAACCCUAACCUUAGCGCAAAUUAUACGGUUCACCGAACUCAGUCGAGAGAUUGUGAGGCAUUGUUUACUAGCCUUAAUCCAUCAAAACUGCGUUCAAGCCUUCUCAAUCCAACAAGAAGGUGCUUUCGGAGAGGCUCCAAAGGUUGUAACACACUACAUGGCUUUAUUUGACAACAUAAUCCACCACAUGAGGUUUCCAAAGUUCAUUGCAAUUGUAAAAGAUGAGCUUGGUGGAGAAUGUGAAAAGGUUUUUGAAGCUUUACUUCAACAUGGUAGACUAUCUUUCAAUCAAAUUGUUGACAGAGAGAAACAGACUGUGAGUAAAGAAGAAAAUUUUGAUGUGGACCAUGUAAAAGAAAGCUUUAAUAAACUUGUCAAUGGCCGAUUUGUGGAGCGGUGCCCUGCUCCUGAACCAUUUCUUGCUCCACCCUCCGACGAAGAAACUCCUGCUAAGAAGCGAGGUGCCAAGUCCACGAAGGUUGGUGAUGUAUCUGAGAGCAUUGAGCAACGUGCUUUGGCAGCAGCAGCUCCGAUGGAGUCAUUAAGAUUUUUAGCUGAAACACACAAUUGGAGUGAUUUUUCUGACAAAAGCAGUGAGGAAAAGUUUACCUCUGUGAAAACUGGGGAGAAGAGGAAGCAAGAUUUUCUAGAGACAGAUGGCGGCCUGCUGGAUCAAGAAGAAAAGAAAGAAGUCCUUUGGCGUGUCAAUUUUGAAGAACUUGUACGACGUUUGAGGCAUCAGGCUUGCAUUGCCAAUGCAAAAUCUCGGCUUAAUGAUGAAUGUGGCAUUAUCCUUGGUGCAAUUCUGGAGUUAACUAGAAGUUCAGAGAGUAAAGUGAACAUUGGAAGCACAGCUUCUGUGUCAAUAAAUGAUAUUUAUGAUGAGGUGAUAAAGAAGAAAGGGGGUCUUGGCAUGAACUUGGAACGUAUAAGAGCUUCACUAGUUGAACUGGGUUGUGAAAUGCCCAUGCUAGUUGAAGAAUAUAGCAUUGAUUUGAAGAGCAUAAUUGACAUGGCUCAGAAUGAAGAGGUGGAAUCUAUUGUAUUGAAACGAUAUGGAAGAGAAGCCUAUAGGAUGUUCAGGUUCCUUUCGAAGUCUGGCCGCCUUCAUGAGACUGAUAAGAUUGCAGAUACCACGUUUGUUGAGAAGAAAGAUGCUAUCAAGAUUCUUUAUAAGUUGUGGAAAGAUGACUACUUGCAGAUGGAGAAAGUUACUGUGAAUGGAGCUAGGCAGACACAUUUCUUGUUGUGGAAAGUUAAUAGGCAGUCUCUUUGCCAACAUGUUUUAGAUGAAAUGUACCACGCUGCUUUAAACCUGAGACUUCGUAUUGCACACGAGCUGGACCAAGAAAAAGAGAUUCUUCAGAUGCCUAAAGACAAGGUCGGAGAGGUAGAGGAAUUGCGCAAAAGAUACAUGCGCUUAAAGAAAGUCAGCAUUAUUUACGAAUCGUCCUUGAUGAAUCUUGAUGAUGCGCUGAUGCUCUUUCAUGACUUCUAGAUGCAGGACUUAAUUUUUUUUUUUUUUUUACUUACUAUUCUUUUUGUUUUCUUUGUUAAACUUAUUGUGUAUAAAAAACUUACACCACCCCGUCAGAAAUUCAUAGCCUCGAUACACUGGUGACUAGUAGUAUUGAUACAGACACGUUAGUGGGGAGUAAGACAAAUACAUUUUAAUUUCACAUAUUAUUCGGGCAAACAGGUGACUAGUAUAUUAAGAGA